Messenger RNA from Chenopodium quinoa (quinoa), 2934 nucleotides. RefSeq lists its product as uncharacterized. The transcript has 13 exons. The coding region runs from base 245 to 2362 and encodes 705 amino acids. The record is from RefSeq and is a predicted model, not a curated record. NCBI's taxonomy places the organism in Eukaryota, Viridiplantae, Streptophyta, Magnoliopsida, Caryophyllales, Amaranthaceae. Gene Ontology annotation, cellular component: nucleus. Gene Ontology annotation, biological process: regulation of DNA-templated transcription.
ACCCUAGCCCAAAAUUUUGGCCACAAAAAAGAAGUUGGAAUGAAAUAAAUCAAAUUGGCGCCCAAUUCCUUGUUCCAAAAAUCUUUCCCAAAAACUUCGAAAAAUGUCCCGCCUUUAAAUCCAAUUUCUCUGCAAUUAAUACAACACAUUUCUCCAAAACCCCAUUUCAUCUUCUUUCUGAAUCAUUCUCUCUCCUCAACUUUCUCUCCUACAACCCCACUUAGCUUUUUGCAGAGGGAUUUUAAUGGCGGUACCUUCUAGUCCUGUAGCUGCUGCUGCUGCUUCUGAGAAGAAGAAGAAGAAAGAGGAGAAGACGAAGGUCGUCAACAAUCAAGUAGUGGAGACGACAAUGGAGACCCAGAAAGCUGAAGAUCUGAAUCAACCUAAGCGUAGUAAAGAUCCUGGUGUUCGAGUUGUUGGUGGUAGAAUUUAUGAUUCUCAAAAUGGCAAGACCUGUCAUCAGUGCCGUCAAAAAACAAUGGACUUCACUGCAGGAUGCAAGAACAUGAAGGGAGAUAAGCAAUGUCCAGUCAAGUUCUGCCACAAGUGCCUCCUGAAUAGGUAUGGAGAGAAUGCAGAAGAGAUGGCAACUCUUGAUAACUGGAAUUGUCCUAAGUGCAGAGAUAUAUGUAACUGCAGUUUUUGCAGGAAGAAAAAAGGCCACAAGCCCACUGGUAUUCUUGCCCAUACAGCAAAAGCAACUGGGUUUUCCUCAGUUUCAGAGUUAUUGAUUGUCAAGGGUCAUGAUGUGUGUCAGGAGCGGAUUGUCAAAUGCAAGGCAACUUCCUCUAAGAAAUCAGCAGCUUCAACUGAGGGGACGAAACAAGGGAAGGAAAAUUCUUUUGAUGGAUCGUGUACUACAACCUUAAAUUCUCAAUCUCCACCCUCAAGUCCUAAUGAUAAGAAGGCAAAAAAAGCCAAGCAGGAGGGAGUGGUGGAAGGGCUCAAGGAGAGGGUUGAAGUUGCUGAAGAUAAUGGUGCUGUGAGUAGCCCCAGAAAAACUACUGAUAUUGCCCUAAGAAGAAGUCCGAGAAAAUUCAACAUCCCCCAACAAGUCAUCAAAAAGGAAGAGAUGGAUGGUAAUGAUGACAAGCAUAAUGUGAGAAGAAGUCCUAGGAAAUUCAAUGCCCCUCAGGAAGUUACUAAAACAGAUGAGAAGAUGAGUGAUAAUACUUGUAAGAAAGAAACAAUGAAAGUUAAAAAGGCCAAAGAUCAAGCAGAGCCAAAGGUGAAGUCUCGCAAACGCCAGAAAGAAACAGAUACUGAUCAUAUUGCUGUGGAAGUUAUCUUGCCCCCACUUCCCCCAGGCAGCUUGUUGACCAAUGUGGCUGGGAUUGACUUGCUUCCUGAUGAUGCUGGACAUGCUUUGCAAUUUUUGGAAUUCUGCUCUUCUUUUGGUGAGGUUCUGAACAUUAGGAAAGGACAUCCUGAAUCUGUACUGAGAGAUAUAGUGUGCGGACGGAGUAGGCGCAAGGGAAAAUGCUCUUCUACUGUCCAGUUUCUUAUCCAGUUAUCGUCUUUUGUUCUGGAGGAAAUGGAUGAAGAGAAAGAGGAAGAGGAAGACGAAGAAUCUCUUUCCUUAAGCCCUGGUAAUGACAAAGAUUCUUGGAUACAUUCCCUAAAAAGAUGCCUCUCUGAAUCUGAGCUUGAAUUGGAGGACUUCCCUGAGGAUUGCUUGGACAAAGGAUGUGAUGGGUAUGAGAUGUUGGAAUCCUCACAAAAACUCAGACUUCUAACUUUUCUUUGUGAUGAGUCACUUUCUACCAAAAAAAUGAGGACUUGGAUAGAUGAACAAAAGAUGAAGUUUGUUGAAAGAGAGAAGGAAGCAAAAGAAAGUAUAAAUGCAGCUAGGGAAAAGGAAAGGGAGGCAAAGCGCAAGCUGCAGGAGAAAAUUGCUACAGCAGUGCUUGCAAAAAAUGGUGUACCUCUUACUAUCUCUGAACAUGAUACUAUCAUUUCAAAGAUAAAAGAAGAAACUGAGCUUGCACGUGCAGAGUUGCUGGAAGCCAUGGACUCAAUGCCUAAAAAGAGACGAAGAUCAGAUGCUGUAAGGACAGAUUCAGUCUUUUUAGAUGACAGUGGCCAUGCUUUUUGGAGGCUUACAUGUUAUGGUGAUUCAAACUUACUUCUUCAAGAAGUGGGAAGUCCAGAACAAAUCGACUUCAAAGACAAGUGGUUUAGUUAUAAUGCUGAAGAGAUAGAGCUCGUUGAAAAAUAUAUUUCUUCUAUAAGACUUAAUAGAUACAAGCGCGUUAAGCUUGUUGAUAAAACAAGGGUGAAGAGUGAUUCUGAAAUUGAAGUAGAAUCAAGUUCCAAUGAUGAUACUCCACCUGUGACUCAGCAGGUAGUUGAUCAAAGAUGAUUCUGGAAGACUUGUUAUUUGCUUCUUAGUCUCGAUAGCUUAUCAAAGAUGAUACUGGGAUGAUUCUGGAAGAGUUAUUAUUUUGCUUCUUAGUCUCGAUAGCUUAUCAAAGAUGAUCCUGGGAUGAUUCUGGAAGACUUCUUAUUUUGCUUCUUAGUCUCGAUAGCUUAUCAAAGAUGAUCCUGGGAUGAUUCUGGAAGACUUGUUAUUUUGCUUCUUAGUCUCGAUAGCUUAUCAAAGAUGAUCCUGGGAUGAUUCUGGAAGACAUUAUUUUGCUUCUUAGUCUUGAUAGCUGAUCAAAGAUGAUAUCCUGAGAUGAUUCUAAAAGAUUUGUUAUUUUGAUUCUUGCUUUCUUAGUCUCAAUGCUAGAGUAGUACAGUUUUAGGACUUUGUUAGACUUCAUAUAUGCUUGUAGCAAAAUAGCACAGCCAUUUUUAGUGUAGGCUUUUGUGAGGCUAAGAACCCUAGUUGGGCAGGAAGAUUUUCCAACUAUUUGUAUGUAAUUGCUUCCAAAACUCGUAACAUGAAUCAACUUUCAGAUGUUUCAAUAUAUCUCCUUUGUUAUCAUGUCU